This is a messenger RNA of Penicillium diatomitis, 1719 nucleotides long. Its product is annotated as amidophosphoribosyltransferase. NCBI's taxonomy places the organism in Eukaryota, Fungi, Ascomycota, Eurotiomycetes, Eurotiales, Aspergillaceae. Gene Ontology annotation, cellular component: cytoplasm. Gene Ontology annotation, biological process: purine nucleotide biosynthetic process; purine nucleobase biosynthetic process. The transcript has 3 exons. Gene Ontology annotation, molecular function: amidophosphoribosyltransferase activity. The coding region runs from base 1 to 1719 and encodes 572 amino acids. The record is from RefSeq and is a predicted model, not a curated record.
AUGUGUGGAAUUAUUGCUCAGAUCCUGGCCAACCCCUCUGGCGCGGCUGCUGUGGACCUCCAUGAGGCUCUUUAUCUACUGCAACAUCGUGGGCAAGAUGCAGCUGGAAUUGCAACUUGUGCGUCUGGCGGUAGGAUCUACCAAUUGAAGGCCAACGGCAUGGCAGCUAAGGUCUUCCAUGAUGGUGCCAAAGUAGCCAAUCUCCCUGGAUCUAUGGGAAUUGGCCAUCUUCGUUAUCCUACCGCUGGAAGCAGUGCCAACGCUGAGGCCCAGCCGUUCUAUGUCAACAGCCCCUACGGUAUUUGCUUGGCGCACAACGGCAACCUCAUCAAUGCGCCAGAACUUAAGCGCUACCUUGACCUGGAGGCUCACCGUCACAUCAACACCGAUAGUGACAGUGAGUUGAUGCUCAACAUCUUUGCGGACGAGCUGAGCGAGACCAAGAAGGCUCGUGUCAACAAAGAGGAUGUCUUCUCCUCUCUGACCCGCAUGUACGAGCGCUGUGAAGGUGGCUGGGCAUGCACUGCCAUGCUUGCUGGGUUUGGCAUCCUUGGCUUCCGUGACAGCUACGGCAUUCGCCCUCUGGUGCUGGGCUCUCGUCCCUCUCUUGACGGCGAAGGCACCGAUUACAUGAUGGCUUCAGAGUCCGUUGCCCUGGACCAACUCGGAUUUUCCAAUCACCGGGAUAUCCAGCCUGGUGAAGCCGUCAUCAUCGAGAAGGGAGGUGAGCCUGUCUUCCGCCAGGUCGCACCCAAGCGCGAUUAUGCCCCUGACAUCUUCGAGUAUGUCUACUUUGCCCGCCCUGACUCCGUCAUCGACGGUAUCAGCGUGUACCGCAGCCGGCAGCGCAUGGGCGACAAGCUUGGUGCCCGCAUUCUCGAUGUCUUGGGCCCCGAAGCUGUCAAGGAGAUUGACGUUGUCAUCCCUGUGCCCGAAACGUCAACGACCUCCGCUACUCACGUCGCUCAGUAUCUGGACAAGCCAUAUUGCCAGGGAUUCGUGAAGAAUCGCUACGUCUUCCGCACAUUUAUCAUGCCAGAGCAGAAGACCCGGCAAAAGGGAGUCCGCCGGAAAUUAAAUGCCAUGAAACAGGAGUUCAAGGACCGCAAUGUUCUGCUGGUUGAUGACAGCAUCGUUCGUGGAACCACAAGUCGUGAAAUCAUCAAUAUGGCUCGAGAGGCUGGCGCCAAGAAGGUCUAUCUAGCCAGUUGUGCCCCCGAAAUCACACAUGCUCACAUUUACGGUAUCGAUCUUGCUUCCCCGCAGGAGCUGGUGGCUCACAACCGCGAUUCUGCCAGCAUCGCCCGCCACAUCGGUGCCGAAAGUGUCAUCUUCCAGACUCUCGAUGACUUGAAAGAGUCGUGCGCUGAGAUUGCCCGGGAGAAUGGCCAAACUGAGCCUGUCAAUUUCGAGGUCGGCGUGUUCUGUGGUCGCUACGUGACACCUGUGCGCCAGGGCUACUUCGAGCACCUCGAGCAGUUACGUGGUGAAGGUCGCAAGAUCAAGGCUGUGGACAAGGCUAAGGAGGCCGUUGCUCAUGGCACAGCGAGCAUGGCUGACUUUCAAAUUGCUGCGCAUGGUGUAGUCAUGGACACCAACGGCAAGAUUAUUCCCGCCGAAUCUCCCGAACCGAUCGCGAAGUCGUCUCCGAACGAGGCCCCCCACAAGGUCGAUGAUCGCAUGGACAUCAGCAUCCACAACAUCGGCGAUCAUCCUUGA